Molecule: messenger RNA, 1314 nt
Organism: Sitophilus oryzae (rice weevil)
Lineage: Eukaryota; Metazoa; Arthropoda; Insecta; Coleoptera; Curculionidae
Product: zinc finger CCHC domain-containing protein 24-like
Exons: 5
Coding region: 299-1027 (242 amino acids)
Molecular function (GO): zinc ion binding; nucleic acid binding
Source: RefSeq, a predicted model, not a curated record
ACACUGAAUGAUCCAGACCAGAUUAUCCCAAGCUGGCUACUUCGAUCUGUCGAUACUGGCCCCGAGAGUAUCGUACGAAUACGGUCCUGAAAAUGUAAAAAAAAGUUUGACAGCUAUCCGAUACGAUUCGAUUUUGUUUUCCGUCGUUGUUCUAUUGUUUUUUCGAUAUCGAAACAAAAAAUCAAGCGCGGUUUUUAUGUAACGAUCUUAUAGAAGUAUUUUUUCGAGAAAGUGUGUAUGUUUUUUUGGAAUAUAGGAUUAAUUUAACUUAAGGGGUAUUUUCGAUUUACUCGACAUUAUGUCUCCGACAGCUACUCUGUUCAACCAACCUUCUCAGCUAUCACCUUCAUUUUCUUCACUGAAUCGCCAUGCCAGGCAACAAGAUUAUGGAAGUUCUGGAUCUGCAAAUUCACUAUUUACUCCGUCCUAUGCCGCUACAACUCCAACGAAUUGGUACCAAUACCAAAGUAAUGAGCCAUAUCAGGCAAAAUUACUCAGUCCAACUUGGGGAUCGCCGUUUUCACCGGGACACACUCAGUAUUCGUACAAUCUCUACAGCAACCUGGCCAACCUCAGCAACCUGAACAAUUUAAACAGCAUGAGUCACGCGUACGCCAAUGACGUGAUCGAUCUAACAGAACAGUUGGCAGAACUGGCACUAGACAGGAAACCGAUCAAGAGGCCGCCAUCUUCAUAUUUGUGUCAUUUGUGCUUCCAGAAGGGACAUUAUAUUAAGGACUGUCCACAGGCCCGUCCAAAAGGCGAAGGAAAAACUCCAUACCAAGGAAGAAAAAGAUGUUUUGGUGAAUAUAAAUGUCCCAAAUGCAAACGGAAAUGGAUGUCCGGAAACUCUUGGUCAAACAUGGGUCAAGAGUGCAUCAAGUGCCAUAUCAACGUCUAUCCACACAAACAGCGACCGUUAGAGAAGCCAGAUGGUCUGGAUGUUUCGGACCAAUCGAAGGUUCAUCCUCAACAUUUGUGCCAAAAAUGCAAAGAGCUUGGAUAUUACUGCAGACGAGUACAAUAAGAAGAAAUCUAUUAAACCAAAGGCUUUAUUAUUUUUAUUGUUUUUUUAGAGAUACUUGAAAAUUUAUUUUUUAUUUUUAUACUUUUGUUUUUUUUAUUAUUAUUUGCAUCUGCAUUUUGUUGCCAUAUUGUUUUAGUAUUAUUUGCUAGUACUUAUGUUUUCAUCUAAUUAUUUUCAUUAUGGGGACAUAUUCCGAAAAACUAUCUGCUUUUAAUAUUAUUCUCAUCAGGAAUAUGAUCCCAUAUAUUACUCACUAGAUUUUUCCUAAAAAUAAAAUCUAAAACAUU